Molecule: messenger RNA, 6526 nt
Organism: Triticum aestivum (bread wheat)
Lineage: Eukaryota; Viridiplantae; Streptophyta; Magnoliopsida; Poales; Poaceae
Product: cyclin-dependent kinase G-1
Exons: 7
Coding region: 342-2351 (669 amino acids)
Biological process (GO): protein phosphorylation; regulation of mitotic cell cycle
Cellular component (GO): nucleus
Molecular function (GO): ATP binding; protein serine/threonine kinase activity
Source: RefSeq, a predicted model, not a curated record
AGGACAGCACGAUAGGCGACGCCGGACGCAGCUUCCUCUUCUUUUCUUCGCGUCGCCCUCCAACCCCACCCACCGCCGCCACCCAGCACCACAAACCCGCAUGAUCCCUCUCCGCGUCCUUGGUUGCCGACUUCCGAUAAGCUUCGACGCCGCGCACGCACGAGCUAGCCCAAAGCUCCAGCAUAUUAUCCCCAAUUUCGGAAGAGGUCCGAUCCCCGGUCCGAUCCAGAACACCCUUUUUAUUUUUCUAGGGUUUGGUUUUGGCCCGUGGAUCUAGGGUUUGGUGAGCUAAAUUUCCCGCGAUUCCUUUCGAUUGCUGGGAUUUGUUGUGCCUGCGCAUCAUGGCCGCGGGGCGCCACGGAGGGUACAGUGGUUACGAGGCGUCGAAGGAGCGGGAGUUCGAUCUGGAGGCUUCUAGAAGGGGAAAGGAUUACCAUCACCGCAACCCUAGCCGCCAUCGCGACUCAGAUCGUCGUCGCGAUGGCGGCCGGAGCAGGGACCGGGAGCCGUCAAAUGGGCACACCCGCCACCGGUCGCCACAUCUGCCACCGAAGAGCCGGCCGUCUGGGAGGAGGGAGGAGAGGGAACCUGGCGAGGUUUCGAGCGGAAGUGGCUCGGAAGGGUCUCGUGGGCGGCCGCUCAAGGCAAGGGAACCUGGUGUGAAUGGUGUUGUUGGGGUCAGCAGGGAGGGCGGGGUGCCGUCCCCAAGUAAGAAGAGAAAAUACUCGCUGGUUAUUUUGGAUAGGAAUGCUUCAAAGCCUCGCGUCCAAGAUGUCGGCAACCCGAGCAUGAAAGAGGUAGGCACUGUGGUUGCCAACCCGAGCAGCAUUGAUUUUGAUGCGUCGGUUGAUGUACAAAAUGUUGAAAGAUUACAGGAGCACGACAAUGAUAGGGUUAUUAUGGAGAAGGAUGAGGAGGAUGCUUAUCCAACAAUGAUAAACAUUAGGACUUCACGAUGGGCAGAUGCUGAUGACGAGGAAGAAAUUGUGUCAAAGAAGAAGAAAAGUGUGUCACCAGAACAAGGGUCCGUGAAAAAGGUUACAAGCCCAGAGCUUGGAAAGUUGAUGGUGGAUAAAGACUCAAACUCCUCAGUGUCUUCUGACUCUGGCGUAGUACAGUUUAGUGCAAACAGGGAUCUUGAAGUAGAUAAGGGUGACUACAUGGAUAUCGAGAAGGAUGCUGGGGAUGAUUCUUCUGCUCUUUGUGGGAUGCACACUGAUUCUGAGAGUCAUCGGUGUAGCUCUAGAACCCCAGAGCCCGCAGGGUCGCCGCAUAGGUGCAUUAACAUGCUUCAGGGUUGUAGGGGUGUUGACGAGUUUGAGAGGCUCAACACAAUUAAUGAGGGUACAUACGGUAUUGUAUCUAGGGCAAAGGAUAAGAAAACUGGUGAGAUUGUUGCAUUGAAGAAGGUAAAGAUGGAGAAUGAACGGGAAGGUUUCCCACUGACUUCUCUCAGGGAAAUAAAUAUCCUGCUAUCGUUCCAUCACCCAUCGAUUGUGGAUGUCAAGGAAAUAGUCGUUGGGAGUGGUGACAGCACCUAUAUGGUGAUGGAGUACAUGGAGCACGAUCUCAAGGCUGUCAUGGAGACUAUGAAACAACCAUAUAGUCAAAGUGAGGUCAAAUGUUUGAUGCUUCAGCUGCUAGAAGGUGUGAAGUAUCUUCAUGACAAUUGGGUGAUUCACAGGGAUCUCAAGACGUCUAAUAUUCUCUUGAAUAACCGCGGUGAGUUGAAAAUAUGUGAUUUUGGGCUCUCUCGUCAAUAUGGCAGCCCACUAAAGCCUUACACUCAAUUGGUUGUGACUUUGUGGUACAGGGCUCCAGAACUACUGUUAGGCGCAAAGAAAUAUUCCACUGCUAUUGAUAUGUGGUCGUUGGGUUGUAUUAUGGCAGAACUCCUUUCAAAAAAGCCACUGUUUGAUGGGAAACGUGACAUCGACCAACUUAGUAAGAUAUUUAGAAUGCUUGGUACACCUAACGAGGACAUAUGGCCUGGUUGUUCUAAAUUACCGGGCGCCAAGGCCAAAUUUGCCAAACAACCGUACAAUAGAUUAAGGGAAAAGUUUCCAGCUGUAUCUUUCACUGGUGGGCUGACCCUGUCAGAGGCUGGAUUUGACCUGCUAAACAGAAUGCUGACGUAUGACCCUGAAACGCGCAUAUCAGCAGAGGAUGCGUUGAACCAUGAAUGGUUCUGUGAAGUACCAUUGCCUCAGUCAAGGGAUUCUAUGCCAACAUUUCAUUCCCUUAAUGAACAAGACAGGCGCAUGAUGAAACGUAUGAAGAGCCCUGAUCCUCUGGAGGAGCAACGAAUGAAAGAACUAGGGAGCAUACACGACCGUGGAAUUUUUAGCUGAGCCCUGAUCUUUUGGUUUGCUGCAGAUGCCAAUCUUCAACAUGAACCUAUGGAAGUGCACGUGUUCCAAGGUCAGAUGUCCACUGGAUAUAUGAAGUACACCGUCUUCUUGGUGUCUGGCGACAGUUGGUGGCCUUCUUUAGCAGGCAUGGAUGCAUAAUCAGAAGGGGAUAAGAUUUCUCCUUGUAUUCCGUGCUAGGCACUAUUUAAUUUACAGGGUUAGCUCUUCCCCAACUUCUGGUCACAAUGAACUCUUACUUUACUUUUGGUCACAAUCUAAUCCACUGUGCAUUGUAAGGUGUGCAAAUAUCUCAUACAGCUGCAUCGUAUGGUCUGGCCUAUUCACAGCUAUUGGGUACACCAGUUUCACAUACCGAUCUUCUGUAUGUAAAGUACUGUAAAGUGUAUUCCUUGUAAACAACAAUCAAUGAUAUCUUCUCACUUCAUUUUUCCUUGUUAAGCACAUUUUAUUUUGAUCUUUGCAUAUUCUCUGCAAGAGAUGAAUGAAGCGAAGAAGGGGAGUACCUUUUGCUUUUUCGCGAGGAAACUGGUGCAUAGUAAUGCAAAUUGUAAGGUAAUAUGCUGAGGAAUUAAUUUCCCACUGAUGUGUUAUCGUGCUAUAUAAAUUCGACGUAUUUACCAUUUUUUAUCUCUGUGUUUGUGGAUGUUCUGUGUGAAUGGUCUUGUAAGCUCAGGUGAGCUUUGGCGUUGUUUGGAAAUAUCUAAGAUUGUACAUACGUAAUUUAUGGCUUAUUCUGCUUGAUAUGUUCAUGUUGUCUCUUAAUGUACUAUAUGAAAUUCUAACUUGCAUAAUGAAUGCAAACCAAAAAGGAGAAAUUAAUACUUAUGAACUUCUUUUGUGCAGUCAGUGCAACUUCCAUCGUAAGAGAACAACUAAUGUCGUCUUAGAAACACGACUAAUUUUAUAUUGCGACCCCUUCAUUUCUGUUAUUGUUUGCUUUCCUGAAAACAGGAAUUUGAGAGCAAAGUUUGGAAAUUGACUUCCCAUGACCUUCGUUCUCCCAAAUCUAGAUGCUAUUUUGUUCUGCUUUUAUUAUUUUCAGGAUUUUGUUCUUGUUUGGCCUAUCUUGCCUGAUGGAUAAAAAGCCUUUCUUGCAUUGUUGAAUGAAUGAUACUAUGUUUUUCACGUAGGCUUUCAUUUUGUGUUGAUUACGUUUUGGAAAUCGACACGUUCUACAAAAUGUAAAUGAUUUUCAACAACCGACCUAAAUUUGUGAAAAAACAUCAGUGGCCAAUUUUUUUGAAGUUUGACUAAAAUGCUAUCCUUUUGUGAACUGGAUGGAGCACUAGUUAGUGAAAGUUGUAAAAUGUUUUUGGUUCUUAGGUACCGGUUUGCCCUUCAUGAAAAGUUUAUGCACUCUUACUCAUAUGCCAUUCUUUUAAGUAUUAUUAUUUAUAAGCCAUAGUUUCUAACCCUCUCUGUUAAAUACCCAGCAAUCUGUUAGGACUACCCUUGUAUAUAAAAGGGUUAUCCCUCACAAAUUCCUUGAUGGUAUGCAAGCAAUAAGGCUAAAAACAAUGACAUACAAGGGAUUGGUUUUAAGAGUAGCAUAUACGGGAGUUCCUUAUAUGAUAAUAUACUUGCAUGCACUUAAGUAUCGUCCGUUUAGUGAGGUAGUCAGUUUUCAUUGUUUCAGUUUCAAGUCAUUUGCUAUGUGCAGGACAUCUGAUGAUAGAAAAGCUAGUCUGAUUGGUGUCCAUGAUUGAAUGUUUGUUUGGACAUAGCAUAUCUUCCUUUGAAAUCAGUUAAUCCAGUUCUCUUACUCAAUUUUAACUUUGAGCUAUGAAUUACUUGUAUUGUGUAAGCUGCUUGGAGAGUUGAUUGAACUCACUUAAGUGUUCUGUGACCCGUCUGCAGCUUAAGCUGUGGCUAUCAAGACAGGAAGCUCGAGUGCUGUCAGCUUACCUUGCUUAAUUGACUUUCUUUGUGGAAGGUAUCCAAGUUCUGUUACUCUUGUGAAUCUUAGUUGGUCAGUAUACUAUCCUAUCUUGGUAUGUUUUCUUGCUAGUAGUUUUCUUUGGUAACUGAUUACCAUUUCCUUGGUUGACAAAUAGAUUAUUUUUAAAUCUGUUCAGAGUUCAGGCGAUCUCAUCAUUUACCUUAAUAUUGCUACAUGAUCCCUUGAAGAGUUGCCUGUUUUCUGGCUCUAUAUUUCCGAAGAUGCACGCCAUUGUCAUGAAAUGCUGCACUUUAUAAUUUGAUAAAAAAAUGUGGAUUCCGUAUGCUUUGCUUACUACAGGAAAACUCACGGGUGCUGGUAAAAACAAGACUAGUUUUCAUUUAAAUAAAUCAUGUUUAGUUUCCUUAAUGUUCUGAUAAUUUACCUACGGAUGCCUUGUACUCCCUCCGUUCCAAAAUAGAUGACUCAGCUUUGUACUAACUUUAGUACAAAGUUGGGUCAUCUAUUUUGGAACGGAGGGAGUAGUUAUCAGUUCAUUUUUAUUUAAUCCCUGUCAACCAUGUGCCACCACCCACCAGUGGACAUGAUGAUUCUUGGUUGAACAUUUGUUGGAUAAUUCCAGUAGUUAGUUAUUUGCAGCGACCUAUUAAUUGCUCUCUCUCAAGUAGAUAGUACCACCGGUGGAGAAGAGAGCACUGUUUUUUUUUAUAGAUAUGGCCCUUUUGUAUUGAAUUCCUUGCCCCACUUCUGAAUGCAAUGCUUAUCAGUACUAAAAAACCCAGAACACAGACCCAUACAUUUUGUUCUUUUGGCGAGGGGUAUUCUGUUGUUGUGGCAUUUGGAUUAUUUUUACACAGUUUAGACAUCUCUUCAAAUUCCUACAAAUCGGUAACUUAUGUAGUGGUCAGAACUAACCUAGAUAAGGGCGGAGUGAAACAAGUUUGAAGUGCAAAUGAACUGCUGGCUCGUGCCACUGUUGCGCCUAAUCGGGCUGCUUGUUAGCUAUUUCUGUCUUUGCUGCUUGCGACUUGGGCGGCAUGCUGGCUUGUGCCGGUACAGACGGAGAAAGGAAUAGGAGUGAGAUUCAGCCAAGUGGGAUGUUGAUAUGAUGUUUAUGUUUGCAUCGAGACAGCUCUCUCUCAAGUAAAUGGUACCACUGGUGGAGAAGAGAGCCUUGUUUUUAUAGAUAUGACCCUUUUGCAUUGAAAUUCCUUGCCCCACUUCUGAAUGAAAUGCUUAUCAGUAUUAAGCGAAAUCAGAACACAGAUCCAUUUAUUUUGUUCUUUCAUCGAGGGGUAUUUAUAGAGUUCAGAUCUGUCGAAAUUUCUACAAAGAUGGUAACUUAUGUAGUGGCUCUUGCCACUGCUGCGCCUCAUUAAGUGCUACUCGUUAGCUAUUUCUGUCUUUGCUGCCAGCGACUUGGGCGUCCUGCUGACUUGUGCAGGUACCGACAAUGGAAAAGAGAAUGAGUGAGAUUCAGGCAAGUGAGAUGUUGAUGCGAUGCUUUUGUUUGCAUCAAGACAGAAACAAAGAAGCUCUAUUGUGAGUGCUGGACCGAACUGUUUAUGGGUUCUCACUUGCAUAUCCUUCAUGAAUUCCUACACAAAAUCAUGCACCACUAUUGUUUUCUAUCAUUGUUUUCUACUCCCUCUGUUCCAAAAUAAGUGUCAUGGAUUUAGUUCAAAUUUGAACCAUGUCAGUUAUUUUGGAACAGAGUAUUUGUAUAAGUUGAUUGUAUUGUGUUAGUUUAGAUAGAAGACUGUUAAGUCGUGUCCAUAGUGGGCUAUCUAAAAGGUUGAUGGUUUCAAACUUCUUUAGUGGCACUUCAUCUUUAGUUAUCAGUUACAGCGUGGUAAAUAUUUUACUGGACAGUUCAUUGAAAUGUCGUUUCUUAUUCCGUGAAUGCAAGAUCAUUGUCAAAGGCAUGUCUGUAUUCAGUGAAUGCAAGAUCAUUCUCAAAGGCAUGCAGUUCAUUGAAAUAUCGUUUCUUAUUCCGUGAAUGCAAGAUCAUUGUCAAAGGCAUGUCUGUAUUCCGUGAAUGAAAGAUCAUUCUCAAAGGCAUGCCGGUUUCCAGCGCAUCCUCUUGGUCAGCUGUUGCAGACGAAAUGCCUGCAGCAGAGCAUUCUACGAUGAACCUUAUUGUACCUUUUCAAAACAAAUUAGUACAUACAUUUUGGACAGAAAUGCUAUCUAACAUUGUAAACCAUUUCUCUAUUUUGCUGUCGUUUCUAAGUCAAGGGUCAAUUCUGCUGUA